AAAGAAAUAAUUUUUAUCUAAAUGUUUCUACUAAAUACAAGUACAAAAGCGUCACCACACGUGUUUAUAAUCGUGUACCUUGCAAAUAUGUGAAUACUGCGUAUUAAGGCUAUUCUACAAUUGCGUAAGCGUAAGGUUGUAGGAGUAGGAGUAGUAGUAGUCAUAAAUGUUUUACAACGGAUCAAUCUACAAUAGAGUAAAGAUACGUUGUAAACUUGAUUACAGCAACCGAUCAGAGUGCAGUAAAUUAUGGCGGUGUGCGGCAUGAUGACGUGAACAGCACUCUGAUUGGUUGGCUCUUACGUUCACAUCUGUUGUAGUCGUGAAAGAUGAAAUUCAACCAUCUUCCACAACACGCUCUACAACCGGAAGUACCGCUUUACAACGACGCCUUACACACUCUUACAACCACUUACGAUCACGCUUACGCAAUUGUAGAAUAGCCUUUACGUGUCCCGGCCGCCACUCGAUCCUUUCUGCAAAUGUUCACUAUCAUGGCCGCGGCCACGAGCACAUCACGUGAUCAUAGAGCAUGCGUAUGGGACUACAGAGCGUGCGCAUAGUGUUCCGUCGCUUUUUCGGUAUGACAGAUUUCUUAACCUUAAUUCGUCAACUUUAAUAACGAUUAGUAUCUCGAUCGCUUUUCUGAUGCACGCUUAUUCUUGUCAGAUUUAUUCGUUUUAAGCAAAAUCGCGUCAAAUACGCAUAAUUACAUCGAUAUUUGAGGUGCGGGAUCUAAAUGAAACAAUUACUUUUUUAUAAAUAUAUGUGAAAGUGAGCCUGAUUGAAAAAGUAAAGUAUAUAUUAUAUAUUAUACAUUAUCGGAUAAUGAGUGAUUCGUCAUCAUGUGAUUCUAAUUCUGAUAAUGAUAUAAAUAAUGCAGUUCCCAAAAAAGUAAAACGACGUUACAAAACAGGAUUGUAUAAAGAUUAUGAGACUCACUUCAGAGAUAAUUUAUCUUGGGUUACUAGAUCAAAGUGGGAUUCUUUUACGAGUUAUGAACAUCAAUUAGCUUUUGUGCCAGAAAGCAGUAAUUUUUCUAACUUGAAUAAUGAGCAGAACCGUGAUUGUUGUAUUAGAAGUGAGAAUAAUUGUGACAUGAGAAUGAAUAAUAAUGAAGCUAGUAGUAAUAAUUCCACAGCGAUUCGCUCUCCAGAAUAUAAACCUGACUUAAAUAUUGAAGAUACAUUUGAGUAUAAUGAAAUUAUUCAUAUAAACAAUGAAGACGAGGACAAAGAAAAUGAAGAUGCCAGCAGUGUAGAAGACAAUAGUGAAGAUGAUGACAAACAUAUGAGUGAGAGUAGUUCAAAUGGCUAUGAUUCUGAUAACAAUGAAUUUGAUAGUGAUGAUUAUGAUGCGAAUAUCAGUGACGACGAGACUAAUGGGUCAUUUGAUGAUAAUACUAUAAUGUUUGAGAAAACUAAUUUAACUAUUCGUGACAUAAUGACUUUGAUAAUGGGAUUCUCAAUUCGAUUUAGACUGUCAGAUUUAGGAAGACAAAAACUGAUUGAGUUAAUAAAAUUAAUUGCAGGACCCGAGUUCAAAGAUAUAAAUAUUUCAAAGUAUAGAUUACAACAAAGAUUUGACCCACCAGACGAUAAAAUAAAUUAUCAUUAUUAUUGUAAUUCUUGCAACAAAGAAAUUUUAUAUUCAAUAUCAAAAUUAAAUUUUAAGAAUUAUAUAAAAACAUGUUCAAAAUGUGAUACAAAUAAUAAAAUAACGUUAAAAUCUACAAACUAUUUUACGUCUAUUAAUUUAACAUAUCAGUUAAAAAUGUUAUUUGAAUCUCCCUACAUUAAACAAGAAAUUUUUAAUUUUAUUAACUCAGUGACAGUAAAUCAGUGUAACGUUGAUAGCACAAAGAUUAUGAGAGAUGUUAAUGACAGUAAAUUAUACAACAAAAUUAACAAUAGAAAUACCUGUUACUUAACUUAUAAUAUAAGUACCGAUGGUGCACCACUGACAAACAGUGGAAAACGAGGCUUUUAUCCACUUUCAGUACAACCAAAUUUUGUAUCACCUAUCAGUAGAUUUAAACAAAUUCUACUAUGUGGAAUACUAACUUGUACAAAAGAACCUACAAGUGACAUAGCUCAAUUAUUUUUUUCUACCUUUAUCGAUGAAGCAAAAUUAUUGUAUGAAAAUGGUAUCGAAGUAACUAAUUUAAAAAAUGAAUCGAUUAUUGUAAAAUUUUGUCCAUUAGCUUACUGUGUAGACUCUGUAUGUCGACCAAUCUUGCAAAAUAGAAUGCAAUUUAAUGGGUAUUAUGGUUGUAGCUGGUGUUACCAUCCAGGAUGUUAUGUUAAAGAAGUUUCAGGUAUUAGAUAUCCUUUACGAGAUAUCGAUCCCGAAUUAAGAUCUCAUGAAAGUCAUUUAAAGGAUAUAAAAACUGUUACUUUAUCAAAUAAACGUCAAGAGAGAGGAGUAAAAGGAAAUACUGCUUUAAUUCAAAUUCCAUGUAUAGAUAUCGUGUGGUCCUUUUCUUUUGACUAUUUACAUACUAUCCUUUUUGGUAUUGAGCAGCAGUUAUACAAUAAGUGGACAUGCCCAAAAUCACAAUCAAUGUUUAAAUUACGUAAUGCGGAUGUCAAAGCUAUUGAAAAACGUCUGUUAUCUAUUACACCUACCCAGGAUAUACAUCGACUUCCACGAUCACGAAAAGAAAAGUUAAAAGGUGCUGAAGUGAAAACAUGGAUAUUAGUCUACAGUCUACCAUGUUUGGAAGAUAUCCUUCAUGAUACAGCUCUUAAACAUUAUUCAUUACUCGUCAGAAUUUUGUACACUUUAUUAAAAACAACAAUCACCGAAGAAGAAUUAGUACAAUGCGAAUAUGACGCCCUAAAGUUUGUUGGUUAUUAUCAGGUUUAUUACGGAGUUGAAAGUAUGACAUUUAAUGUUCAUAUUUUAUUGCAUGUUGUACAAUCAGUUAGGCAAACUGGUCCUCUUUGGAACAAUUCGACUUUUCCGUUUGAAGGAAAUAUUUUUCAAUUAAAGCAAUUGAUAAAUGGUCCUAACAAGAUGGAUCAGCAAAUAGCGAGGAAACACUUACAACAAUUACAUUUCAAAACAGGAAAUGUUAAUUACUCGUCAAAUAUUAUUAAAAAUUAUUGUACUGAUAUAUUUAGGCAUAAAAAUUUGUCAACUUAUUUUUAUUGUGGUGAAGAUGUUGUUUUUACGGGAGCAAGCUACUCCAAGAAAAUUGAUGGACAAUAUUGCCGUGUAUUUAAAAAAUGUAUUUAUAACGGUAAAGUUUUCCAUAGUAUAAAAUAUACAAAAGUAAAACGUACUAAUGAUACAAUGAUACAAUUAAAAUCAGGACAUUUUGGUCGGAUAAUAGAUAUUAUAGAAAAAGAAAACAAAUGCUAUCUUGCACUUUCAAAAAUUGUUACAUUUUCAGAAGAUCCUUUUAUUGUAACGCACAUAAAAAAAAUUAGAACCGAAGAUUUUCAAAAUUAUAAAAUUGUUCCUAUUACAGAUGUACUUUCAAAAAUAAUUUCUGUAAACAUUAAUAAUCUUGAAUUUUUAUGCAAAUUACCAAAUACUUUUGAAAUACAAUGAUAUGUUUCCCAAAACUGUUUAAAAUAUGUUUAACUGUACAAUAUGUAAUAUUAAAUGUUAAUUACAUUAUGAAAUAUGUAUAAAUAAUGUAUAUUAUACAUAAAAUAUACAAUAUUGUAAUUAUUAUGUAACAUUA
Molecule: messenger RNA, 3694 nt
Organism: Monomorium pharaonis (pharaoh ant)
Lineage: Eukaryota; Metazoa; Arthropoda; Insecta; Hymenoptera; Formicidae
Exons: 4
Coding region: 829-3558 (909 amino acids)
Source: RefSeq, a predicted model, not a curated record